This is a messenger RNA of Neoarius graeffei (lesser salmon catfish), 3118 nucleotides long. RefSeq names its product finTRIM family, member 86 (gene ftr86). Gene Ontology annotation, molecular function: zinc ion binding; protein binding. NCBI's taxonomy places the organism in Eukaryota, Metazoa, Chordata, Actinopteri, Siluriformes, Ariidae. The record is from RefSeq and is a predicted model, not a curated record. Bases 281 to 2119 code for a protein of 612 amino acids. The transcript has 10 exons.
AGCUGCUUUCUUUCCUUUGUGAGAAAAAUCUGGAGGAACUCUAUCCUAACCUUUGGAUAGCCCUGAGAAUUGCUGUCACUCUGCCUGUGACAGUUGCCUCAGCUGAGAGGAGCUUCAGCAAGUUAAAAAUGAUCAAAAACUAUCUGAGAUCUUCCAUGUCCCAGGAACGUCUGAGUGGUUUGGCCAUCAUGAGCAUCAACCAUGAUGUGGGGAAGCAAAUAUCAUAUGACGACAUUAUUGAUGAUUUUGCAUCCAGAAAGUGCAGAAAGGGACAUUUUUAAUGGGACCUCAACCUUCAUUCCCUGCUAUGGCAACAUCCAGCUGCCCUCCAGACGAAUUUUCCUGCCCUGUGUGUUUGGAAAUACUGUGUGACCCAGCUACGCUUGCUUGUGGUCACACCUACUGCCUUCAGUGCAUCCAGAAGCAUUGGGAUAAAGCUUCUACAAAGGGCCAGUACUCCUGUCCUCAGUGUAGACAGGUGUUCAAUCCCAGGCCUUCUCUGGGAAGAAACAACGUGCUGAUGGAAGCCAUGAAGAAACUGAGAGUAGGAGAACAGGACGAGCGCUCUGUGUGUUCUUCCCUAACUCCAUGUGUCAGUGAACAGUCAGUGAACCCUUCUCUCCAGCCGGGAGCAAUACGGUCUAAUGGAGCUACAGGACCUGAUGAAAAGGCAACAGCGCAAGGGGGAUUAUAUCCUCAGCUCCCUUCCACUUCACCCAAGCUGUGUCCAUUACACAAACAGGUGUUGGAGUUGUAUUGCUGUGAUGAUAAAGAGAGUGUGUGUGAUGAAUGUAGCCUUGUACAACAUAAGGGUCAUCGAGUGGUGCAUCCAGAUGAAGAAAAGAAGCAAGAGCUGUCAAAAAAGAAGGCAAAGAUACAAAGAAGUAUUCAAGAAAGAGAGCGGAUCAUUCAGACAUUGCCACAGAUUUUUCAUGCUAAGAAGGCUGCCAUUCAGGGACUGCAGACAGAGAAUCUGGAGAUUUUUGGUGAAGUAAUGAAGAGUGUGGAGUUGAUGAGCUCACAAGUAAUGGAAAUCCUUCAAGCUUAUGAGGCCUCCACUUAUAAUUGUAUAGAGGGCCACCGCUAUAGACUACAGGACGAGAUCAGCCAACUAAACAAACAAGAUGAAGAGCUAAACAGACUAGCUCAAUCUCAGGACUCUAUUCAGUUCCUAAAGACACUUGACACCACAGGUGAUGUAGAUGUGGUUGGGAAUGCACAGCUGGAGACUUUACUCCCAGAGUCAGUUGAGUCUGGAAUCCGGUCAGCUCUUGAAGCUUUUAGAGAGAGGCUCCAUGACCUUUGUAAAGGAAGCCUGGCCAGUAUCUUCAGAAUUGUGAAUGAUGCAGAAAAAACAACAGUAUUGAAUGGAUCAGCGAAAUGCCCUAAUCCUAAUAACUUGCAGGCUGAUUCACAAAAUGCAGCUCCUAAAGUGACACAUGCAUCUAGCAAAAGUGACAGUAAACCUAAAACCACAACACUUCAGCACCCUGAAGCUUCCUCUGCAAAUUCAGAGAGAAAAUUGACUCGCCCAAGUCUGGAAAACCCAGCACCUAAAUCAAGGGAGGAAAUGCUAAAAUUCCGCUUUGAGCCCACACUGGACCGCAACACUGCUUAUCGUCACAUCCGCUUGUCUGAUGGAGAUCGCAAGGCCACUCUCCGUGCAGAAAAUCAGAAUUACCCAGAGCACGCUGAACGCUUUCUCUACUGGAGGCAGGUCAUGUGUCGGGAGCCUUUGGCAGGAAGUCCUUACUACUGGGAGGUGGAAUGGACAGGACAGAAGAUCACUAUUGGUGUAACCUAUAAAGAUAUUGGGCGCGCCACAAUGGAUGACCAUUCCAGACUGGGGUAUAAUAAGCACUCGUGGGGCCUGUACUGGUCAGGCACAGCCUUCUCUCUGUGGCAUGCAGGAAAGGAAACGGUGCUAGCUGUUCCUAAAGCCCGGCGCAUCGGGGUCUAUGUGGACCAGCAGGCAGGCGUGCUGGCUUUCUACAGGGUCUCUCACAACCAGGCCCACCAAAUCUGCUGUGUCGAAACUGAAUUUAGUGGGGCUCUCUAUCCUGGUUUCCGAUUCUGGACUGGUGUGGGUUCUACCAUCACUGUUUGCCAGCUGGGCUGAGUGAUGAAGGGUCAGGAAGAUCCUUAUUUAUAAACCUAUUUAACUGAUGCGGCACUGUUUGUCUCUUACUUUGUUUUUCUGUUAAAUGUUAAUGUCCCAAGACCUUGAUUUUUGAUGUUGGUGAAAUAAAUAUUCACCACUAGAUGUUGCUGCAAGCAUCUAAUUCACCGAGACAUUUCCUGUAAGACUCCUAGGAAUGGAGCACUCUAUCUGUGGCCACCUCACGGUUUGUAAAGUACAGGGUUUGGUGGUGGUGUAAUGAUUUGAAACAACCACAGAUGGGGUGACAAAUUAAAGGAAAAAUUACAGAAACUACUUUUAUAAGGUGUUGGGUCACCAUAAGCUGCUAGAAUAGCUUCAGUGCUACUUAGCAAGGAUCCUAUACCUGUAAGUGUCUGUAACUGGAAGGAUAAACACAAUUCUUCCUAAAGAUAUUGUAAAAUGCUCCCACCAUUCUGUAUGAAUGCACAAACUAUAUAGUGUCCCCUUUAACUGAAGUGUGUUAUGAAGUUUAACUGAAAAUGUGUUUUUAUAUGAAGUUAAACUGAUGAAUUUGUCAGGAGUUUUGGAUUGAUAAGAAUGUGCAUGAUGAACACUUCAUUUGUAUUUAGAAACCAUUUCUCACAUGAUGAACUCCAGUGACUGUUCAAUUCUUGUCACGGACAUUUAAUAUUCUACACAAAGAAUUUCUUUAUUUCACCAUGUACUAAUUCCAAAAACAGAAAUAUUGCAUAUCAGUUUUCAUAUUCUGUCAUUAUCUCAUCUCAUUUGAUUUCUUUCUAUAUUUCUGCACAUGGGCUUAGGUCGACUUUUCUGUUUUCUCUCUAUGCAACAUUUGGGCUUGGUCCUAAAAUCAAGUGUUUAAAGUAUCCCUGAUUUUGAAUGGCUGAUUAUACAUGUUGGAGUUUAACACAGUGCAAAAGUCAUAAAAUAGGCUCCUUCUGUCACAGAUGGUUAUUUUUGUUUUAUUACUGCCAAAUAAAGACCCCAAACAACUGA